AUGUGCCGGCCCAUUUUCCUUCACUCUCCCCUCCACUGUGUCGCUCCCCCGCAACAUGUCGCCACCCCCACUACCAUAUCUGAUGCACGUCACUUGGUCACUGUCAGACUUCCACCGGCCGUUGUUCCGGUGGCAGCACGCCAGUCGCAAAGGGCAGCAACAGCGGGCCAGCGAGCGUUCUACAGGUUGAACAGUCACCUGCGCGCUCUCUUUUCCCUCCCCAUUCCCCUAGUAGUGCACCCGAGCUCCCUACACCUCUGUUCCUCACGAGCAGAGACAUGCAUACACUCACGUAUAGCACGGAACCAUCAGCUACCAACUCUCAGGGUGCGUUGUUUCUCCCCCCUCUCUCUCGCCCCCCACCCCCCACUGCUACGCGAGGCAAUGCCGCUAAAGAGAACAGAGGAGGUGUGCGGGAAGCCAAAUCAGUACAACCUGAAGACUCUCGAGUAUGACUGGAAAGAGCUGCCUGACACCCACUUUCAGGUGCCGCCGCCACAGCCUCGUCUGAGAAACUACUCUGCCCUCGCUGGCUAUGGCGCGGCCAAGAGCAGAGUAAACCCCAUAACGCACCAGGCGUUGCCAUCCUUUGGCGCCGGGCCCAACGGUGUUGACACUCUUUCACCAACACCGCUUCCAUCUCCGUCAAGACCAGCUCAAGAAGAGGUGAGACGACGACAAGAGCCUCCGGUUCGGAACUGCAACCGAGAUCACAUGGCGGAGCUGCUCGGUAGUGAAGAUGGCGUCGGGGAUGGACAGACGCCUUCGCGCGAGUUGCGGCGCAGAGCGCGUCCCCCGCCACUCGACGCACAGGAAUUGCCGCAAGUCCCAAAUGGCGAGCACCCACCAAGCGCUUCGUGUCAGCAACUCUUGCCAUACUCUUCUGGGGGUGCGUAUGGUGGAGGCGGCGUACCACAAGGCAACGCUGCUGCAGCACCCCCAGAGCUGCAAGGCGCCAAUGCGUUUAACGUCGCGUGGUCGCACGAGGACAUCAGACGUGUCGUGCAGACCAACAACUUAGAGGCCCAGCGCUCCUACCUGCGAUAA
Messenger RNA from Leishmania braziliensis MHOM/BR/75/M2904, 1047 nucleotides. RefSeq lists its product as hypothetical. The transcript has a single exon. The record is from RefSeq and is a predicted model, not a curated record. Lineage: Eukaryota; Euglenozoa; Kinetoplastea; Trypanosomatida; Trypanosomatidae. Bases 1 to 1047 code for a protein of 348 amino acids.